AUGUGUUUGUUUGUUGUUGUAUUAUGUGUAUGUAAAGGGAUACAAUUACACACACAGACAGUCACAGUCACAAAGGCAAAGACACACAUACAUAGUGUACAGACAGACAGACAGCCAGAUGAGGAGGGUGUGAUGGUUGGUGGAUGUUGA
Acytostelium subglobosum LB1 is the source of this 150-nucleotide messenger RNA. RefSeq lists its product as hypothetical. The transcript is spliced from 2 exons. The coding region runs from base 1 to 150 and encodes 49 amino acids. Lineage: Eukaryota; Evosea; Eumycetozoa; Acytosteliales; Acytosteliaceae. The record is from RefSeq and is a predicted model, not a curated record.